AUGAACAACAAUAACAAAACCCAAUCACCGGAUGAAAACCCAUUUGCAUCAUCUUCUUCAUCAUCUAUUCCUGCUACAUCUCAGAACUGGGGAACUCACAUGAUGGGAGCACCAGCAAUUCCAAGUAGUCACCCAGACAACAAGAAAGCAGCUUUACAAACCGAUACACAACCACCACAACAACCUCAGGUUCAAUAUUACCAGCAAGAUCAUCCUUAUGUUCAACACACCCCUGUGGAAAAACCUAGCAACAGUCCCAUGGAAUCAAUUCUCCACAUGUUCGAUUCUUGGAGCAAAAAAGCCGAAGCCACCGCCAACAACAUCUGGCACAAUCUUAGGACAGGACCUUCUGUGUCUUCAGCUGCAAUGGGGAAGAUGAAUCUGACCGUAAAAGCUAUAUCAGAGGGUGGAUUUGAGUCACUUUACAAACAAAUAUUCACUACUUAUCCGAAUGAGAAUCUGAAAAAGACAUUUGCUUGUUAUCUUUCAACAACAACAGGACCUGUUGCAGGAACACUUUACUUGUCUAAUAUUCAUCUAGCGUUUUGCAGUGAUCGUCCAUUGAGUUUCACUGCACCCUCUGGCCAAGAAACUUGGAGCUACUACAAGGUGAUGGUGCCUUUGGGGAAGAUUGGAACGGUUAAUCCUGUAAUCAUGAAAGAAAAUCAAUCAGAGAAGUAUAUCCAGAUUGUGACAGUUGAUGGACAUGAUUUUUGGUUCAUGGGUUUUGUUAAUUAUGACAAAGCAAUGAAGAACUUAUCGGAAGGUGUUUCGCAUUUUGUUGUGCCGGGUGUAGCAGUGCCAUCACCAACUAGUUCUUGA
This is a messenger RNA of Lathyrus sativus (Indian pea), 822 nucleotides long. The record is from the annotation of a GenBank genome assembly. Lineage: Eukaryota; Viridiplantae; Streptophyta; Magnoliopsida; Fabales; Fabaceae.